UUACUAAAAUAUCUUGCCUUAUAAAGCAUCAGUAAGCCAAAUUUCCGGUCAGAAAGAGUUUAGCAUUAUAUGAGGAAGACGUGUUGGGAUAAGAUAAAUAUUUUUAAAUAACAGUAUAAAUUUUGGAUAAUUUUUUUAAAGGUUCUAAGUCGGUAAAGAUAAUUAAAAUAUUUGAAAAGAUUUUCUAUUUCUAUGUGUUUUUUUAUUAUUAUGUUUUAUUACUUCACAAAUAAUUUCGAUGUAUUUUUUCUUUAAUCCACGCGUAAUGUUAGAAUUAUAACCACUCUCCAAGCUCGGGAAGGAAUAAGAGUGGGAUUAGCAAUACGUCGUUCAUUCAUCUCUUAACCGUUUUUUGUAUUCAUAUUGAACCUAAUACCAAAUAUGUAUCAAAAGUUUAAUACAAUAACUUAAUUAUUUCAGUAUUCGAGCGCAGGCAGCAGCAAUGCAAAGACUCAGCGAAUUAUUAUACGAACGUGUCGAAAGUGAUUGUGAGACAAAUAAACCGUUCAAGCUGUUAUUUUAUUUCUGGACUUGGAUUGGUAUUAAGUCGAAACCACGUGGCUUUUUGUCCACACUGCACAUGGUUUGCGUUUGGAUUAUGUUCUUUUUUACACCAUUCUUAGCCACUGUUGGUUUCAUACGUAAAUGGAAGGUAUCAACUGUAACUGAGUGCCUAUCAACAUUACAGGCGUUUAUCAAUGCUAUUGCCGCCUCUGCAAAGGCAUUUGCAGUCUUAAUGUACUUUAAGCGCAUAAAAAAUGUCGAACCGAUUAUGAAAGAUUUGGAUGAACGCUAUAAGAAACCACACGAGCGUCAGCAAAUAAGCGACUGUGUUGCAUCUUGUACGCGUUUAUAUGCGAGCAUAUGGUUCAUCUAUUACUUAUAUGGCAAUAUGAGUAUUUUAACAGCGAUUGUAUUACAUAAGCAACCAUUUGGCGGUUGGUAUCCAUUUCUAGACGUGAUUCCCAAUCCUACCGUACAUUUCUAUUCGUGCUUCAUAUUCGAAACGUGCUAUAUGUAUUUAUUAUUGACGGCACAAUACUUGAACGAUUUAUUCCCAACUUUAUAUAUGCGAACUAUACGCACGCACAUUCAACUGUUGAGAGAACGUGUCAGUCAAGUAGGCGCCGAUCCCGACAUGAGCGAUGAGGAGAAACACCAGCAAUUGAUCGACUGUAUUGAUAUACAUCAACAAAUAUUAAAGGUUGUGAACAUUGUCGGCUCCAUUUGUUCGCCAACUAUUUUUAUACAAUUCUCUGUUGUUGCCAUUGUACAUUGCAUCUGUAUGGUUAAUAUUUUCAUUUUCGCCGAUAAUCUCAAUUUGAUGAUAACGAUAAUAUAUUAUAUUACGGUAGGAAUGGAAAUCUUACCCACCUGCUAUGAGGCAUCGACGCUCGAGAUGGAGAGCUCUAAAUUGCCCGUUUCAAUAUUUCACAGCAAUUGGCUGGCUUUGGACAUGCGUGGACGAAAAUUAAUCAUCUUCUUUAUACGUCGCGCACAGGUGGACGUGUCCUUCGUCGCAAUGCAAAUGUUCAAAAUCAAUUUACAAACAUAUUUGGUGAUUGCCAAAUUCUCAUUCACUUUGUAUACAUUUGUGAAUGAAAUGGGCUUCGGCCAGAAUAUAAAGGACUUAAUGGAGUAAAAAAGGAAAGCUGUUAUGGGUAAAUAAAUGUAUGACAAUGAAAAGAGUAUUGGUGCCUAGGCGAUGGCCGGCUUAGAUUUAGUUUCAUUUAAUCAAGAUUGAAAGUUAAUUGCGUAAACUUUCGUUAAGUAGUAAGUUGUCAACACUAUUUUAUGUAGCAGCUACACAAGUAAUAAAUGUUAUACUUUGAUUUUAGCUGUUUUACAUUCUUAGUUAACUCAGUGAAGAUACCUACGAGUUGAGAGAAAUACUCUCC
Zeugodacus cucurbitae (melon fly) is the source of this 1898-nucleotide messenger RNA. Its product is annotated as odorant receptor 85a-like. Gene Ontology annotation, molecular function: olfactory receptor activity; odorant binding. Gene Ontology annotation, biological process: sensory perception of smell; detection of chemical stimulus involved in sensory perception of smell. The coding region runs from base 443 to 1642 and encodes 399 amino acids. Gene Ontology annotation, cellular component: plasma membrane. The record is from RefSeq and is a predicted model, not a curated record. NCBI's taxonomy places the organism in Eukaryota, Metazoa, Arthropoda, Insecta, Diptera, Tephritidae. The transcript has 3 exons.